UCGUUCAUUCACAUCCCUAUUCCCUCCCACUUGCUUCAUUUCCUUUGUUUAUUAGGGAAUUCAUGUGUCCCUCUGCAAUGGCACUAACUAACGAUGAUGAGUUCCAGAAAGGAGUGAAGCAUCUUUUCGAAAAUGGAGUUAGCAAACUUCCCAACAAGUACAUAUUGCCAGUUUCGGAUCGACCCAAAGUAGAUAAAGAGCAUCCAAAUGCAACUAAGUCUAGUCUUAAACUGCCUGUAAUCGAUUUUGCUGAAUUACAAGGCCCGAAUCGGUCCGAAGUCCUCAACUCCCUCUCCUCCGCUUGCGAAGAAUAUGGAUUCUUUCAGGUGGUGAAUCACGGUAUCCCCAUUGAAGCUAUAAGAAGCAUGAUCGAUGUGAGUACCAGGUUCUUCGGUCUCCCGUACGAGGAAAGAGCAAAGUACAUGUCAUCCGACAUGACCUCGCCUGUUCGAUAUGGGACUAGCUUAAACCAGAGAAAAGAUUCAGUGUUCUGUUGGAGAGAUUUCUUAAAGCUUGUCUGCCAUCCAUUGUCGGAUGUUCUCCCUCAUUGGCCAUCCUGUCCCAUGGACUUCAGGGAAGUGGCGGCUACCUACGCAAGAGAAACCAAGUGGUUGUUUAUAAGGAUCACGGAGGCCAUCCUGGAGAGCCUGGGCCUGUGGGGUGCCACCACUGAGGAAAAGACAGAAGAAGAUGAUGAAAUACUAAAGCAGUUCCAUGAUGGAAGCCAGCUAAUGGUGGUUAACUGUUUCCCUCCCUGCCCUGAACCUGACCUCACCUUAGGAAUGCCACCACACUCGGAUUACGGUUUCUUGACCCUUCUUCUCCAGGAUGAAGUCGAGGGUUUACAAAUCCAAUACAAAGGCAAAUGGAUCACUGUUGAACCUAUGCCCAAUUCCUUCGUGGUUAACGUCGGUGAUCACCUUGAGAUAUUUAGCAACGGAAGAUACAAAAGUGUGCUGCACAGAGUAUUUGUGAACCCAGCAAAGCCACGACUAUCGGUGGCCUCACUGCACAGUCUGCCUUUCAAUUGCAUGGUUGGACCAUCACCUAAACUGAUUGACCAAGUAAAUCCACGGCGUUAUAAAGAUACAGAUUUUGCCACUUUCCUUGAAUACAUUUCAUCUUGUGAGCCCAAGAAAAAGAAUUUCUUGGAGUCUAGGAAAUUGACAUGAGCCCAGAAAUUGGAAAGAAAACAAUGUGUGUUGACUUUUGUUAUAGCAUAUUACCAAUUAAUUAUUAGGUAGACAGUAUUAGUUGAAAUGCAUGUAUAUUGUUUAAUUUGAAUUUAUAUUUUGUUUUGUUUUCUUUAGGUCAACUAUAAUGUGAGAAAAAAAAAAAAAACCUUAGCCUGCCUUUACUCUACGUUAUAAAUGCUAGGUUCCAGAAAUAAAGACCAAAGACAAAUGGGGAGUUGUACUAUCAAACAUAAUAAAAUGUAUUCAUAAGCAUGGAUAAUAUCGAAAGAUUUAAUUGGUUUAA
This is a messenger RNA of Gossypium arboreum, 1479 nucleotides long. RefSeq names its product probable 2-oxoglutarate-dependent dioxygenase SLC1. The transcript is spliced from 3 exons. The record is from RefSeq and is a predicted model, not a curated record. NCBI's taxonomy places the organism in Eukaryota, Viridiplantae, Streptophyta, Magnoliopsida, Malvales, Malvaceae. The coding region runs from base 63 to 1172 and encodes 369 amino acids.